AUGGUAGUAGUAAGAGCAUGGUAUGGUAAGAAAUAUAGAUUAAAGGAGAUAACAUGGAAUGAAUCCGAGCGUGCUAGAACAAGAGCUACAUGGAUGAACACUUUGAGGAAUGAUAGGAUAUGUCGAGAGAAAUUACGUCUCGAUAUACGUUGUUUUGAGAAGCUAUGUCAUGUAUUACAAACUAAAGGUUUCGCAUCGGAUCCUCCUGUCCUUCGGGAUGCUCUUCGUAGGCCUAAUGGUCUUAAAGUGCCUAAAAAUAAGUAUCUUCUUGUUGAUUUAGGAUAUUCUAAUGCCGAAGGUUUCCUAGCUCCUUACAAAGGUACUAGAUACCAUUUAAAUUUGUGGAGAGGAAACACUCCUACAAAUGAAAAGGAGCUUUUUAACUUGCGACACUCAUCUGCUCGAAAUACCAUUGAAAGGGCAUUUGGGUGGUUAAAGAAGCGUUUGAGCAUUUUAAGAAAUUCUAGCUUUUUUCCAAAAAAAAUUCAAGUAAGAAUUAUCAAUGCUUGCUUAAUCCUACAUAAUUUUCUAAGGGAAGAAAACAUGGAGGAAACGAGUCUUAUGCAAGAGGUGGACCAUGACUUGAUAAAUAUGGAAGCAAUAGAUGAGGAAGAGGUAGAAGAAGACUACAUUUUAUCCGCCCGAACAACAAAUGAGUGGAACAAAUUUAGAGAUGACCUUGCUUAGAAAAUGUUUCAAGAAUAUAUGGCACGAAGGGGUCAAGCUACAUAGGUUUUAGUUGUAAUUAGACAUUUGUGUAUUAUUUAUGGUUUGUCAUAAAACUAUUUAUUAUGUAAUGAGAAAUUUGUGUACUAUGUAUGGUUUGUCUUAAAACUAGUUUGCCUUUAUUCUUGUCAUAAAACGAGUUUGCCUUUCUUCUUGUCAUAAAACUAGUUUUCCUUUCUUCUUGUCAUAAAAUUUGUUUUCCUUUCUUCUUGUCAUUUUAGUUUUAGCAUUAGUACAAGUCUUGAUUUGAUUUUUUAUUUUUAUUUUCUUGUCUACAGGACCUUUAAACAUCAUACAUUAUGAGGAGACCUGGGAAAGAGCCUAUGGCACCUUCACAAUCACAAAGAAGAAACUAUACAAGUUGGAAUACACAAAUGGAUGGUUUACUCACUAAAACAUUGUUUGAGCAGAUUAA
Molecule: messenger RNA, 1141 nt
Organism: Chenopodium quinoa (quinoa)
Lineage: Eukaryota; Viridiplantae; Streptophyta; Magnoliopsida; Caryophyllales; Amaranthaceae
Exons: 3
Coding region: 1-687 (228 amino acids)
Source: RefSeq, a predicted model, not a curated record